Molecule: messenger RNA, 1614 nt
Organism: Pelobates fuscus (common spadefoot toad)
Lineage: Eukaryota; Metazoa; Chordata; Amphibia; Anura; Pelobatidae
Product: neuronal acetylcholine receptor subunit alpha-3-like
Exons: 6
Coding region: 54-1532 (492 amino acids)
Biological process (GO): signal transduction; regulation of membrane potential; monoatomic ion transmembrane transport
Cellular component (GO): neuron projection; synapse; plasma membrane
Molecular function (GO): transmembrane signaling receptor activity; acetylcholine-gated monoatomic cation-selective channel activity
Source: RefSeq, a predicted model, not a curated record
CUCACACAAAUAUAUCUGCUCUUUCCUUAAUGAAGUACAACUAAUGUUUUACGAUGAAGGCUAUUAACUUGCUAUUCCGCUGUGUUAUGUUUUCGGUCUUAAAUUACGGGGUGAUUGGCUCUAAUGUAGAACACAAGCUGUACAAAGAUCUGUUCACUCGGUAUAACCCAUACAUCCGACCCGUGGAGAAUGUAUCCGACCCCGUCAUUGUCCAGUUUGAAGUGUCAAUGUCCCAACUUGUCAAAGUGGACGAAGUUAAUCAGAUUAUGGAAACCAACCUUUGGCUGAAACAUAUAUGGAAUGAUUACAAGUUAAAAUGGAACCCCGAUCAAUAUGGAGGCAUUGAAUUUAUUCGAGUACCUGCAGAUCAGAUCUGGAAACCUGAUAUUGUUCUCUACAACAAUGCAGUUGGUGCCUUUCAAGUGGAUGACAAAGCAAAAGCCUUGUUGAAAUACUCUGGAGAUGUAAUUUGGAUCCCACCAGCUAUAUUCAAAAGCUCCUGUAGGAUUGAUGUGACCUUUUUCCCAUUUGACUACCAGAACUGCACCAUGAAGUUUGGCUCCUGGACCUACGAUAAAGCAAAGAUCGAUCUAGUAAUGAUUGGCUCUGCCAUUAACCUGAAAGAGUACUGGGAGAGUGGAGAAUGGGUUAUCAUCAGUGCUCCCGGAUACAAACAUGAGAUAAAAUACAACUGCUGUAUAGAAAUUUAUCAGGAUAUCACGUAUUCCCUUUAUAUCAGACGUCUACCGUUAUUCUAUACCAUUUACAUGAUAAUUCCGUGUCUCCUUAUUUCUUGUUUGACUAUACUAGUUUUCUACUUGCCUUCAGAUUGCGGAGAGAAAGUCACCUUGUGUAUGUCUGUUCUUUUAUCCCUAACAGUGUUUCUUCUGGUUAUUACCGAAAUCAUCCCCUCUACUUCAUUAGUCAUUCCACUUAUUGGUGAAUAUUUACUUUUCACAAUGAUAUUUGUUACACUUUCCAUUGUCAUUACCGUAUUUGUGUUAAAUGUGCAUUACAGAACUCCUAAAACACACACUAUGCCACGGUGGGUAAAGACAAUCUUCUUGCAUUUACUUCCAAAAAUUAUGCUCAUGACCAGACCGGUUAAAGAAGAUUCUUCUACUGUGAAAUCACCAUUAAAUGCGGAUAUAUUUAACAUAAAUAGCAUCAGCAGUUCUGAGAUACAAAGCUAUACGGACCAAAUGUUUUAUCAGGACAAUGCAUGUCCAUGUGGCCAGCAAAAAAGGUUUUACCCCCCAGAAGUUGCAUCCAGUCUAACGAGGGGCUCUAGCCUAGAAUCCAUGGACAAUCAGGUCUCAAAUUCUGGAUUAUCCCUCGAGGUACGUGAAGCCAUUGAGAAUGUGCAUUUCAUUGCACAGAACAUGAGAAUCCAGAAUGAAGCCAGAGAGAUUCGGAAUGACUGGAAGUACGUUGCCAUGGUAAUUGAUCGCAUUUUCCUGUGGGUGUUCGUGCUGGUCUGUAUUCUGGGAACUGCUGGACUCUUUUUGCAACCUCUAUUGCUUGGAAAUUGAAUAUAUUUGUAUUUGUCAUCAUCGGGAAAUUAGGAAUAUAUACUCUAAAUAAACAUGUUGACUAUGUUUUGGUAAGGGUGUG